AUGGCGGGACUAGUCGGUCGAACAAUUUGUAGCCGUCGUUUAGUCGGAAAAAUUCGUUACUUGCACACGAGCAGAAAACAUUUUGACCAGUAUAAAUGCGUGGCUGUUAAUGAAGUAGAAUCCUUUGUAGAGCGAUGUAUGAGCGCAGUGGGAACACCUUUAGAACAUUGCAAAGCUUUGGCGCAAGUUCUUGUUGCCGGCGACGCGAGAGGUCAUUUCAGCCAUGGGCUCAAUAGACUAGAAAUGUAUGUCCAUGAUAUAAAUGUGGGCUCCACAGUUAUAAAUGGAGAUCCUGAAAUUGUUAGAGAAACCAGUGCUACAGCACUUGUUGAGGGAAACAAUCUUCUGGGGCCAGUUGUGGGAAACUUUUGUAAUGAUUUAGCCAUGAAGAAAGCUCAAGAGACAGGAAUUGGCUGGGUUGCUUGCAAAGGUUCUAACCAUUAUGGUAUUGCUGGUUGGUAUACAAUAAAAGCAGUGGAGAAAGGACUUAUUGGGAUGAGUUUUACCAACACAUCACCAUUGGUUGUACCCACAAGAGCACGUCAGGUUACUUUGGGAACCAACCCUUUGUCAGUAGCUGCACCAGCUAAAAAUGGUGACAGCUUUGUUCUUGACAUGGCAACAAGUGCAGUGGCUCUUGGAAAGAUAGAAAUGGCAGAUCGAAAGGGAGUUGAAAUACCACAUGGAUGGGCAGUGGAUUCAAAAGGAUUGGAAACUGUCAAUCCUGAAAAAGUUUUAUCAGGAGGAGGACAGCUGCCACUUGGUGGAACAGAAAUAACAAGUGGUUUCAAAGGAUAUGGUUUAGCAAUGAUGGUUGAGGUGGUUUGUGGCAUCCUGGCAGAUGCUGCAUUUGGUCCCAAUGUAAGGAAGUGGAAGGGUGAUGACAGGGUGGCUAAUUUAGGUCAGUGUUUUGUUGCUGUUGAUCCUAAAGCAUUUUCUGAAGGGUUUGAGGACCGCAUGCAGUCACUUAUGGAUCAUUGCAGAAAUCUGCAACCGGCAGAGGGUGAGACCACUGUGCUUGUAGCAGGAGACCCAGAGAGGGCCCACAUACAAAAAGUGAAAGAAGAUGGUGGUAUUCACUAUCAUGUUAAUUUGCUGGAAGCUAUGGACAAGCUUGCCGACCAACUAGGUGUGCCAUGCAUGCCAACAAAGUAAUACCACUCACACAUACAUGACAUUACUCUUGUCUUAAAGAAAAGAUAUUUUACCAAUGACUUAUAUGUAUGCGCCAAAGGAUCAACUUAUUUUUAGACAAAGUAUUUAACCAUCACAAAACAUACUCAAGAGCUAAAGUGCCACUUUAAGUAAGGGGUACCAAAGAGUUAGGAAAUUACUGUACCUACCAAAAAGGGAAAUUAGGACUAAAUUAGUGUUUUAUUACAAAUCUUUCUAUGUGCUUAGCUCAUUUUUCUCAUAGAACUUGGCUUGUAUGCCAGGCCUGUGAUAA
This is a messenger RNA of Pocillopora verrucosa, 1447 nucleotides long. The record is from RefSeq and is a predicted model, not a curated record. NCBI's taxonomy places the organism in Eukaryota, Metazoa, Cnidaria, Anthozoa, Scleractinia, Pocilloporidae.